CAGAGCGGCGGCGGCAGAGCCAUGGCGGAUUACGAAGCGGUGCAGCGCGGACCGCUGCGGCUGAAGGGCAGCGGCGGGGCCAUGGGGGCCGGCAAGCGGAAGAAGAAAAAGGCGAAGGAGAAGGCUCAGAUCCUGGAGCAGAUCGUGAGCAGCAAGAAGCAGGAGGAGGAGAAGAAGCGCGGCCUGGACAAGCGGACCCCGGCGCAAGUGGCCUACGAGAAGAUGCAGGAGAAGCGGCAAAUGGAAAGGAUCCUGAAGAAAGCCUCUAAGACCCACAAGCAGAGAGUGGAGGACUUCAACAGGCACUUGGAUACUCUGACCGAGCAUUACGACAUUCCUAAAGUCAGCUGGACCAAGUGAAGGGACUGCUCGCCAGGGCUGUGGAUCAGGAGUUGUGUUUUGUUUGUCCUGGACGGGAGGGUUGCCAUCCCGAUCCGAGUAUUCUCCGUACUGAAUGUUUAAUAUAUCUUCCGAGCGUUUACAGCUUCCUGCUGGUUUAUUUCGCUGCUCUGUUUUCAUUUCACUGCUUUGUUUUUAUUUCACUGCUUUGUUUUUCAAAACCAAAGAGGCAACAAAGCCUCUUCUUGGCCGGGGAAGCUCUGA
Messenger RNA from Dryobates pubescens (Downy woodpecker), 603 nucleotides. RefSeq names its product family with sequence similarity 32 member A (gene FAM32A). The coding region runs from base 22 to 360 and encodes 112 amino acids. The record is from RefSeq and is a predicted model, not a curated record. The transcript has 4 exons. NCBI's taxonomy places the organism in Eukaryota, Metazoa, Chordata, Aves, Piciformes, Picidae. Gene Ontology annotation, cellular component: nucleolus.